AUGGGAGAGAAAACGUAUAAAUGCUUGGAGUGCGAAAAGAGUUUCAGACACAGCGGUGACCUGUCUGCCCAUCAAAGGACCCACACAGGAGAGAAACCAUUCAAUUGCUCAGAGUGCGGAAAGAGUUUCGGACAGAGUGGUAACCUGGCUGCCCACCAAAGAACCCACACAGGAGAGAAACCAUACCAAUGCUCAGAGUGUAGAGAGAGUUUCAGACACAGUGGUAACCUCGCUGCCCAUCAAAGAAUACACAGGGAUGAAAAACCACAUGAGUGCUCAGAGUGUGGACAGAGCUUCCAACAGAAGAAGGGAGAGAAAGCGUACACAUGCAUGGCCUGUGGGAAGAAGUUCAGCCAGAGCAGUAGCCUUUUUAAACAUCUAAGUAUUCACAUAGGAGAAAAACCAUAUAAAUGCUCCCAGUGUGGAAGGGGCUUCUGUUCGAAAUGA
Molecule: messenger RNA, 447 nt
Organism: Sceloporus undulatus (fence lizard)
Lineage: Eukaryota; Metazoa; Chordata; Lepidosauria; Squamata; Phrynosomatidae
Product: zinc finger protein 664-like
Exons: 1
Coding region: 1-447 (148 amino acids)
Biological process (GO): regulation of transcription by RNA polymerase II
Molecular function (GO): RNA polymerase II cis-regulatory region sequence-specific DNA binding; DNA-binding transcription factor activity, RNA polymerase II-specific
Source: RefSeq, a predicted model, not a curated record